AAUAGAAAUGGAAGGCACCGUUCAAGACUUCAAGUUUUGUUCAUCGAACGCUGUAUCCGGGAUGGAACCAAACCCACAAGCUUGACCCGACGCUUCACCCGCCGAUUCUUCUUCCUCGGACAGAAAGCAUUGUGCAGUCAAGUUGCCACAGUCGCAGUACUGGUCACAGAUCGUGUCCUCUCGUCCCAACCCAGAAAUCCAACAGCCCUCAUUGAUCCGAAAGAGGGUCCAGAAGCGAAUUUCCAUUCAUCUUCCAAUAAUUUAGUGAGAUCUGUUAGUUGUCAAGGCAACAUGGAUGUGCACUUGAAGAGUCUGUUUACAAGAUUUCAUGAACAAUUUGGAUCCGGGCCGGGACUGGGUCCCGGAUCUGGAACAUGCCUGAUGAGGGUGGAAGGCAUUUCCCCUCCUUUCAUUAAAUCACUGUACAGAGCUGCUGCAGCUUUAUACAGGACUGAUCCGUGGAAACGAUUGCGUCCGGGACAUCUUUUUGGUGUAAGGGUUGGGAAGGAUUCAGAUUGGUCCGGCAAGAAACAGCCUUUUCCAUGCAUUCAGUUCAUAGGAGGGGAUGGUGGAGAUUUAGGGUUUAACAUGUUCCGAUCUGAAAAUGACGCGAGGAGGAUGGCUGGUUCUAGGGAAACAAUUCGGGUUCCUAAUGUUCAGGUAUUGAGAGUAACCUAUGAGCUGGAGCAACUGAUGUUUCCAUCGAAUAAGAGGAUGAUUAAGUCACUGCCAUUAGAAGUGUCGGGUACUGAUCGUUUCCCUGUGAUUGAUGUGGCUCGUUGCACCCCAUCUGGCGGGCUUCAGUUCAGGAAUCCCAACCUCGAAGAGCUUAGAUUUGUGUAUGCAGUUAUGAGAGCCAUUUCAUUAGUGCACCCAUUGCUUCAACAAGAUAAUAAUGCUGGUCCAAAGUGGUCUACAACCAUAUAUUUUGAACCAUUCAUUGAAACAGUUGAUGUGAACUGGCCUCCUGAAAUGGCCAAGGGUAAUGAUCUUGUUGCAGUCACCAUCUCGCAUCCGCCCGGUCAGGGGUACGAGGUAAAGACCAGCUCAACAGCUAGCUCAACGCCCACUAAGUUUUCAGAGGAAUCUAAGGAGGAGACUUUUGUGGAGGUGAAAGCGAUCUCAAGUUUUGGGUUGAGGCAGUGUGUCAUGUGUGAAAAAGAAGUUCACGGAGAACAGUCUAUCUGUUGCAACCGGUGUCGUGCUGUGGUUUACUGCAGUGCCCUCUGCCAGAAGAAGCAUUGGAAGGAAAGUCAUAAAAGCGUGUGUGGUCUUUACGAGGCCAUGAUGGAAAGAGAAGAAGAGUUGGCAAUGAAUAUAUUCAUAUUUCCAUGCUCUGCCGAUCAGCCAUGUAAGUGGCUUGAAUCACUGGGUAUCCAUCAGAAGGGCAUGUGGCGCAGGAAGUGCAGUUGUUAUUCUCACUGCCCUUAUGGCCUGCUUCCUGUUAAAGAUGGACUUUGGGAUUCAUGGGGUGGGCUGGAUGAUGAUGAGUAUCCCGGUGAGUCUUAUUUUCAUGAUCAUUUAAGAAGUGAGGCUUCAAGUCCCAUCCUUCUAUCUGGGUGGUCAGAAUACUAUAACCUUCGCUCACUGCCCAUGUCAAGUCCUGUUGCAGAUAUCCUCUCCCAUCCCUUGACAGUCUACUACAUUUUAACGGCACUCAGUGUUAGUUCAAAGAACUUACUGGUCAAAGGCAAAGAGGUGAUACUUCACUACCUUGGCCCUGAAGGAGAAUUGGAUUGGAUGCCGGCAUUUGCUGAGAUUGGUCAUCUACUUAAUGGGAUUGGCAAUCUACAGAUAGUGAUGGUGGGGCCUGGAGUUCCAACAAACUUAUCUGGGACAACUUCAGGAAUAAGCAGCAGAGUGAGGGUAAAUCUUGUGAGGGGUCUUUAUCAGGAUGAAGCCACUUACCUGUCUUCUCCCGAUGUAAUUGUCACACUGAACUGUGGGUUGGAGAACUCAACGAGCUGGGGUGGAGCCCUUGAUUUGAUCAAGUCCACAGGCGUCCCAGCAUUCUUCACUGAUCAGUCUGAAAUUUCAUGCUCAAAUGCUAAACAAGUUCUUCGAAAUGCUGGACUGCAUAUUACUCAACCUGUGACCCCAAAUCCUUUCCGUUCACCAGUGAGGAGUCGUGGACCUUCUAGCAAUCUUCCAUCAUAUAGCAAUUGUUUUGUGCUUGGCGUGAACACAUGAAAUCAAAACAAAGAGACUGAUGAGCACCUGUGAGUUCUACCCAACGUUAUCUGCUUGUUAUCAUGUCAAGUGAUGCCCCGAAGGCAAUGCUUUGCGGAUAAGUGAUACAAGCAAGAAGCAUUUCUCAUCAGUAUCCCUUGUUUAACGUAAUUCAUUGAAACUUUUUAUGUUCAUUAUCUGUAAGCUACUUCAUUGUUGUAGAAUUUGUUCGCAGUUGUUUACCUUCUGUUCCCCUAUGUGUGUACCCCAAUGUUUUCUAUGUAGCAUAACGAACCAACCCUUAUUAUAGACGUCCCUCAUAAGUACACAUUUGUACCCCGACACUAUCAUCAUCGGAACCUAUUCUAUACUGAAAACACUAUUCCA
Diospyros lotus (date-plum) is the source of this 2556-nucleotide messenger RNA. RefSeq lists its product as uncharacterized. The record is from RefSeq and is a predicted model, not a curated record. The transcript has 2 exons. Bases 292 to 2190 code for a protein of 632 amino acids. Lineage: Eukaryota; Viridiplantae; Streptophyta; Magnoliopsida; Ericales; Ebenaceae.